Messenger RNA from Elaeis guineensis (African oil palm), 828 nucleotides. RefSeq names its product nuclear transcription factor Y subunit B-1. NCBI's taxonomy places the organism in Eukaryota, Viridiplantae, Streptophyta, Magnoliopsida, Arecales, Arecaceae. Gene Ontology annotation, molecular function: DNA-binding transcription activator activity, RNA polymerase II-specific; RNA polymerase II cis-regulatory region sequence-specific DNA binding; protein heterodimerization activity. Gene Ontology annotation, biological process: regulation of transcription by RNA polymerase II. The record is from RefSeq and is a predicted model, not a curated record. Gene Ontology annotation, cellular component: CCAAT-binding factor complex; nucleus.
CCCUCCACUCUCCUAUCUCCAUGAAGGGAAGAAGGAACCACCACCUUAGCCCCGUCGGAAGCCCACCAUCCGACACCGAGUCUGCUGCAGUCCCUCUCGGCGAUGGCCCAGACUCCUCCCCAAAGGAGCAAGACCGCUUCCUCCCCAUAGCCAACGUCAGCCGCAUCAUGAAACGGUCUAUCCCUGCCAACGCCAAGAUAUCCAAGGAAGCGAAGGAGACGGUGCAGGAGUGCGUGUCGGAGUUCAUCAGCUUCAUCACCGGCGAGGCCUCCGACAAGUGCCAGAGAGAGAAGAGGAAGACCAUCAAUGGUGAUGACCUUCUCUGGGCCAUGACCACCCUAGGAUUCGAGAACUACGUUGGGCCCCUCAAGGUCUACCUCAAUAAGUAUCGGGAGACCGAAGGCGAGAAGAAUUCCAUGGCAAGGCAAGGUGACCAGUCCGCAAAUGAGGAAGGGAGCCACAACCCAAGUUCUUACCAUGGUGCAAGUGGUGCUGGUGCAAUGGCUAAUAAUAAUACUCUUACUUCCAAUGCUAGCCUUAUGGGCUUUAAUGGCACGUUUUACUUGGCUAGGCCACCUGUGGCUCCACAGGGCUUUGGAGGGGGAGGAGGAAGGAUGGUGUUUGGAGAUCAUUCCAAGAUUGGUGGUUUUGAUAUGGAUAGGGACAAUGGAGGUGGGGAUGGAAAUGAUGGCAAAGCUUUUCCUAUCCACAUCCAUGGUGUCCAGUGGUAAUAAAAUUUCUCCCUUAGGAGAUGAUAAAAGGACUCUCUUUCUAGCAGCUAGUUGCAAUCUUUUUUUAUCUGUCUCUCUCUAGUACAACAUAUAAAGA